Messenger RNA from Capsaspora owczarzaki ATCC 30864, 1801 nucleotides. RefSeq lists its product as hypothetical. Lineage: Eukaryota; Filasterea; Ministeriida; Capsasporidae. The coding region runs from base 288 to 1556 and encodes 422 amino acids. The transcript has 2 exons. The record is from RefSeq and is a predicted model, not a curated record.
UUUUCCUUUCUUUUCCUUUCUUCAUCAUUUUCCAGCACCGUCGCGCCUUCCAUUUUCACUCUCUGCGAGGUUCCUGAACAGCAACAGCUUGUGAAGAGAGAGCGAGCGCGAGCGAGUGAGCGAGUGAGAGCCUGUUCAUCUCUCAAUCCCGCGCCUUUACCCCGUUUCCCUCUUUCCCCCUUCCCGCACUCGUGUCUUCCUCCGUCCAGCCAAACACACUCGUUUUCAACUCUCUCUUCCAAUCAGCAAACAAGAAAACCCGUUGAGGGACCCCCUUCUGCCGGACGAUGCAAGCCAACGACGUUUCCGCUGCCACCACAUUGGCUCCGCUCCGCCGGCAUCACGCCGAGCCCCAGCCGCAGCAGCUGGAGGCCUUCCUGGACUGCGCGCUGUGCCUCAAAGCCCUGUUCCAGCCGGUGACGACGACGUGCGGGCACUCGUACUGCCGCAACUGCCUCGCGAGCGCGCUCGAGUACAAGAAGCUCUGCCCGCUGUGCCGCGCGCCGUGCUUCCUGGCGCCAGACCACCCGACCAACGUCACGCUCCAGCGCAUCGUCGAGUCAUUCUACCCAGACGUCUGCAAGCAGCGCAUCUCAGAGCUCAGGCAGGACUGCAAGGACAAGAAGAUGCGAAUCCCACUUUUUGUGGAGGAAAUGGUCCAAUUCCCGUUCGCGUUGCUCUCAUUACACUUGUACGAGUCAAGAUACAAGCUGCUGGCACAGCGCUGCAACGAAGGGGGAUCGCGAGUGUUCGGAGUGGUCUACCUGCCAAAGACCGGCAGCGUACAGUCGGUGGUGGGGUCGGCAGGAUGCUUGGUAGAAAUCACGCUCGCGCACGAAACGCCCGACGGCCGAUGGUACAUUCAUGCCAAGGGCGUCAAGCGAUUCCGCAUCGAGUCUGUGUGCGAAGAGCCCGGCACGGAUGGUCUCGUCUAUGCCACGGUGCGCGACAUUGAUGCAGAGGCCGAUAUUGAGCGCAUGGUUUCAGGCAGCAGCAGUGCGUCGCUUGCGAAUGCAUCCAGCACAGGCAGUACGGCUGUGGACGGCGGCACUUUCGCUGUGGCUGCUGCUCCAGGCACGCCAGCACUUGGGCAGGAGCGGGCUCCGCGCAACGCAGGCGUUUCGGCCGUUGCCGAAGCCACGCUCAUGAACGUCGACCCGCGAGCCCAUCCUGACGCCGAGGCUGAAAUGCUGUGCCUAAGACUGCGCGUCUUGCUGGAAGACUACUUUAACUCAACCUUCUGGUCACGACUCAACCUGUUUUCGGCGCUCAUUGGACCGUCACGGCGCAUCAAGAGUCUGCCCGAAUCUCCACUCAAAUUUAGUUACUGGGCCGCAGGGUUUUUGCCCGUGUCGCUCCAGCAAAAGCAAAAGCUGCUCGAUGCGCCGACCGUGAACGAGCGGUUGCGGCUCGAGGUCGAGAUGCUCCGCGAAAUUGUUCACCGCGAAUCGCGCCAAAGCAACGGCUUCCUCUGGCUCCUGCUUGCCAUCGUGGUGGUCUUUGUCUCGUUGUAUUUUAUGCGCAUUGCGGCAUCAGCUGCAGCGCUCGGGCAUUAAGGCAAAAAGAAAAAAAAGAAAAAAAAAAGACGAGGUGGCUGAUCCAAGCACGGCUGCGUUGUGAUUUUGGAAAUUCCCGCGCGAGUCUGCGUUGGUAUUUCCUCUUCUUUGCUGGUUUUGCUUGGACGCAUCGUCUGCCCACCCUUGUGUGUGCCCGUGUUGAGUGCUUAGUGAGGUUUUUGAUUGUUUUUGGUGUCAGUUGGAUUUCUGCCGUUGUCAAUUAAUAUUAUUUGGGAUUCAUGUCA